AUGGCUUCCCCUUUCGCUAAUGUCGACGAGUUUUAUGCGCCUAAUGUGUUGGAUCUCUUAGCAAUGUUCUUUAUUUUACUAUGGAUAGUGUUGGCAUUAUUUCAGUUAAUAUCUAUAGCUACUGGGUAAGUAGUUUGGCGUUAAGUAGUCGUAAAAUGUUUGUUGUUCGCUUUUCAUUAAUUUCAUGGCUUUGCGUUUCUUUAUAAGCAACUGAUAUGCAAACGUGUACUCUGAAAUAACAAUCUCCUCUAUUGUCAUUGUUUUCUUUGUUUAGAAAAAUUUACCUCCACAAGUCGGUCGCCGUUGCUAACAAUAAAGAUUUACCGGGAGUUUCAAUUUUGAAGGUUAGAGCUUGUUUAAAAAUGCAUGUUUACGAUCGAGCUGCCUAAUUUAAUCCUAAAUUGUGACAAUGCUUCCCCUGCAGGGCUUGUUUAAUUUGGUAUUGUCAUAUUGUAAUUUUGCAAGUUGGUGUUUGAGAACUAUUCAUCUCAUUCAGCUUUCUGCCUUUCUUAAUUUUCAGCCUCUAGUUGGGGAAGAACCGAAUCUUAUAAAAAAUCUCCAAACAUUUUUUGAACUAAAUUACCCUAAGGUAAGAACGUUUUCUCUAUAUAUCGUUAUCAUUCGCUCAUAAUUUUUCCCAUCCUUGUUAAGUAGCGAAAUGAGAUAAGGUCACACCUUUCUUUCUUUUUUUCCUGUUCUCCUACAUUUUUACGGGAAUCUCAUUUUUAUGCAGUAGAAUCGAAAUUGUGGUAAACAUUUUAGCGUAUGCUACGUCAAGCGUGAAUGAUGCUAAAUUCUUUAUACAAUUUUGAAGUAAGCAAUUUGCAUUUAAGCUUGAGUUUAAAUCCCGAUGGACGAAUGAAUUGUUUUUUUCAGUUUGAAAUUCUUUUCUGCGUACAAGAUGAACUAGACCCAGCUGUGAAAAUUGUCCGUCAGCUGAUGGAGGCGUACCCUUUAGUGAAUUCAAGGCUGUUCACAGGUGGGUCGUUAGUAAUAAUUUUAUUGCAGAAGACAUAACACCUAUUGGAGCUAGUAGAAUCGGCCACAACCACAAAGUUAACAGAGUUUUAAAACACUCAAUUCUUAAAGAAUGCAUGUGUAUAUUUUUAAAACUCCCUCGUGUAAAUCGGAAUUUCAUUCAUUCUUAAACAAAUACUUCAAAAUAUGCUUGCUAAAAACGAGACGGAUAUUUAAAUGAUAGUAGUAAAUUAUAUGCUAGCAUAUGGAAGAAAUUUCUAGCAAUAUUAUUUUAUAUGUAAAACAUUAAUUUAUCUAUUUUAAAUCCAUGAAAAUUACAGCUUUUGUUGCAGAGAUAUAGUUUUUUUGUUCAUCUUUGUGACAGUUUAUGAAAUAUUCACCAGCAAUAAUUAACUGGGUGCCAAUUCUCCAACCUCUUUUUAGCAUAAAUUUGAACAAUGUCGCUGUUGGUUUUAUUUUCCACAACAGUUAUGUCUGCCGUUGGAUUACUUUGUAGAUACCUUAGUAACUGCUGAUGGUAUUAAUAAAACCACACAAUGACAAAAAUAUGAAAAUAACAUUGAAUUUUAAUUCUAAUAACAUUUUAUUUUUAUUUUGAUAUAAGUAGAGCUUACAAGGAAGGAAAUGUAUUUUAUUUUUAUAAAUAAGUGGAUCAGUUUGUGUGUAGGGAUUAUCUUUCAUGUUGUAACAGAUGGUACUAGAUUGAUACAAAUUAUGCAAAUUUUACUCAGUUCUCAAAAAUUACCAUUUGAAUCAUUGCUUACCAUGCUUUGUUUGUGUGGUUUACUGUUCCAUUUGUAGAAAACUGUCUUUGUAAGUGAUGAAAAUAGAAACUUUCACAUGUUACUACAAUGUUUUUUGUAUUAUUUUGUUCUUCAGCCUGAACUUAUUUGGGGCAUUUUUUUUCUUGAAAGCAGUACAUAGUUACACUCUUUUUCAAAUAAUACCGUAUAUCAGUUUUAUAUAUUUUAAAUGUCCUUAAGUUUUCUUUUAAUGAAAUCAGCAUAGACUAUGCAAUAAGCUAAUACAUCUUGUGUUUCAGUUUUGUCUUUGGUUUGAAUUCUAUUUUCCUUUGUUCUUUGGUAUGGUUAUGUAAUUAUGAAAAUGAAGUUGACAAAGAAAAAAGAAAACAAAAUUUGAACCAAGGACAAGGAAUUGAACCACAACACAUCCAUGUCUAAUGUAGAGUUAACAUAUUAUUGUCAUGUAUUCUGGAAGGUAAUCAGUUGACAAAUUAGAGGACAGAAAGUAAUAGCAAUGAAGUUUGAAACAGCAAGAAUUUACUUUUUAAGUGACAUGUUCCCUGCUUUCACCCUUGUUGUUGCGUAAACUCCCUAAUGAAGCUAAUGAAUAUGUGGCAUGCAUCCAACUUAUGGUUAUGAAAUCUACUCUUGAAUUGAAACACUUUUUUUUCUUGGAUACAAUCAUGCAAGGGUACAUGUAGAUUAUUUUCAAUGCACUUUUUUUUUUCCCUUUUUUUUUGGAACCAUGAAAUUUGGACAUCUAACCAGAGGUGGUCUAAUUUUAAAAUUGCCUUAUUUAUCUACUCUAUAUUUACAACCUUGUUUAUGUUUAGUAUAAUUUUUGAAAACCAAUCAGGGUUCUUGAUUUUAAUUAGGCAGCUUUAUUUUUGGGCUAGAUAACUGAUUUUACCAUCCUUCACUAAAUAAUGAGAGGAAGAGCUCUGUAGAGAAGCCAGCCCAAACAGUGAAGUACUUGGUAGUGAUUUUCCUCAGCCGCCAGCUAAAUUUUAACUGUGUUUAUUAAUGCAACAACAUUCUCAUAGUUUAAGUAGGGCAACCAUUAGAUCUGGACAUUUUUCAACUUCUUUAUUGAUAAUGGGACAAUGGUUUUUCAAUAAGCAAUGACAGCAAACAAAAAGUGUUGGCUAUUUUGCUCAGAGAAGUUAGCUGCUUUUUUCCUUUCAUAAGGUGACUAAUAAAAGCCACUUUCAAUUUUUUUUUUAUCGGUUAGUCUACUGAAACGAUCUGCCUGCUUUAAAAUUUUAUUGAAACCCUUGAUAUAAAUUACAGUAAGUAGUGUAAAAAGUAAUUAAAAUGUUGUGUGCAUAAGGACCGUCAAAUGUGUUGCUUGAUUUACAAUCAAAUAUAAGGCAGCUUGACAGGAGUGUCAGAUUAGUCACGUAAAGCCUUUUUCCCAUCUGUGAUGUAGCUGAGCCCAGCUGGCUGCUGGGGAAUUUCACCAGCUCUAAAUGAGCUACAUUUGAUGUCGCCUGAUUCUCAGACAUCCGCAGUCGUUUGCUGCCCCUUUGGGAGAGGGAGAGAAGCGAAGGGGCCGAGUGACCUCUGACGUCUGAGAAUCAGGCUACUUUUGGCACACAUUGCCAGAAAACUAAAAGACAUGGGGUAAUUUUGAAGGUGCAGUUUAGUCAAAAUCCAGCAGAGCUAAUAAAUAAGCGUGCCUAGCUGUUCCUUAGCAACAUACUAUUGUGUCUUUUUUCCACUAAAAAGGGCAAAGUAAUGCUCAAUGGAUAGCAAUGAGUUAUUAAAAGAGGGACACAAUUUUGAUGAUUUCUUCCACACGGAAAGUUGUUCAUAAUGUAACGUGUGGGGACUUGAGAUGGAAAGUUGAAAUAAAUAUGGUAUUACCAGUGAUAUUAUUAAUAGAUAAGUUGUUGAUAUAUUACACAUCAGGAUACAUCAGCAUGCAAAGAAAGUGGUGUCUGAUAGCCCGGGGCUAGUGGAUUUUGCUAUCAGGCCAGUGAAUUCUGUUCUUAACUUGCCCAACUGGCAAGUGAAGUAUGUUGAGGAAUUCAACUUACAGAAGAACUGUGAAAUCAAUUCUGCUCAUCAAAAAAUUUUGGGCUAGUAAAUGCUAGCUUCAGCUUGCCCAAUUGGCUAACUGUAAAAAUGACUUUCUUUGCACCCUGAUAAAUUUACAUUUAUAGAAUUUUCCUUGGAGUGUUUCUUAUCUAACUGAAUAAGUUCUAAGAAACUGGUUGAGAGCUAAAAAAACUGAUACACUGUACCACAUAUAUAUAUGCUUGCUCUUAAAUUUUAAUGCUAUAAUCAAUUGUUUUUUUUCCUUUGGCAGCUGCUAAGACAAUUGGAGUAAAUCCAAAGAUAAAUAACAUGAACCAAGGUUACAAAGCAGCAAAAUAUAACCUUCUGUGGAUUUGUGACAGUAAUAUUAGAGGUAAUUUCACUGCGUGAACAAGAAUACAAUCAAACUGCCCUUAUGCAACCCCUCCAAGUGUCAAGACUCAGCAGUUAUUUACAUUACAUUAUCAGGAGGUGCUCUCUUACAAGAGUUUGGCCACAAGGAAGAACAGGACCAAUUCAUCAAAAAUAAUAUUUAUUAUUGCGGGUCCCUCUUGUCACCUGCAAUCCUAAUCUCCAGGUCGUUAUUACACAUGCGUUGCAUGUAUGUGUUCAGCAUUCAUUUGGACUCCCACUAAGAAUGAAUUGAAUGCAAAAAACGCAAUUUGAUCGCGUGUGUUUCGACCUUCUACCCCUCAUAGUCUGAUCAUGUGGGUUUUGACCAUCUGUAACGUGAAACUUACACAAAGCACAGUGUUGGAGCAAAAGCGUUUGGACCUUCGAUUGUUGUCGCCUGCACUCCUGUAACCUUUGGCUAUUACUAGUAUUAGUUUUAUAGAGAGAUUAUUGUGAGCAAUUUCUGAGUUACAGUACAAGCACUGCAUGCCAUCAAUAAAACUGCCUUGAAUAUAUUGAGUUGUCUAGUACAUAAAACAACCUUCAGAUAUCAAGAAAAAACUCUUGUAAUAAAAAAGAAAAGAAAAAGGCAUUGAGUUAUCAGGGCUUGAGCAUUGUUGCAUUGUUUGACUUGUGCUGGUAGAGCAACUUGGCAUCCAUCAAUUAGUCCUUUAGGAGGUAAAAAAUAAACAACAUUGUCAACCCAAAAAAAUGUCUCAGUCAGCAACGAGUCAUGGUUGCUUGUGGGAGGUUCCAACUGUAGUACUUUGAAGUAAACAUUUUGACAUUUUAGUGUGGUUGCUCUCAAGGGGUGAUUUUCCAAUGUGCUGGGGACCUGGUCAUUACCAUUAUCAUGGUCAGAUUGAUGACUGUUAGUUUCACAAUGAUGUCAAGGCUGCCGCCUAAGAGAAUUUUUUGGCAGCCCCAAAUAAAAAGUUAGGAGCCUGAGUCACAUUUUUAGCAACCAAUUGAUCGAUGAACUGAAAUAAGUAAGCAGAUGCUCAAAACUCUAUUCAGGCAUCUCGAAACAUGAUUCAUUCAAGUUUUGAAUUUUUAGAAAAGUGCAUGUUUGUUUACUUUUAUCAGUGGAAAUUUUUUGCCGACGGUCGACGAACACAUGUUUUCAUUUUCGUUUCAAAAGCGCAAAAUACGCAGGGAAUUCUGUCAUUCCUUCAUUGGAAGUAAGCAUAGAGGCUGCUGCCAUUAGAACUAUAAGUUUAAGGUGCCCUUACGGACUCCUUGUUUAAAAUUUUAGUCACCUGCCAGCAAAUCAUAGAGCCUCUGGCAACUGGACACCCAUUAGGCUGCAGCCUUGGAUAUUUGUUAUACAUGGUGCACAUGAUAUGGAAUUUUUUUUUUUUCUCGCCUUUUUGAAUUUCCACUCUCUUAGUCUCUUAAUGCCAUGAUUUUCGGAAUGAUAUUAUUCAAUGCAUUUCCAUUCUAUACUCCACAUCAGUUCCAUUAACAAUGUGAUAAUUACUGUUUAGUCCACCAGGGCACUCUGACAGAGUUAGUAUCACAUAUGGGACCAGGUGUCGGAAUGGUGCAUCAGGUACUAAAAUUAAUAUGAAAUAUUAUUGUAUAGUGACUUCAUGAUUCCUGACAGCCAUUCCAGUGUAAACCCAGGCCAAACCAAUCAUCUCACCUACUUUAGUUACAGUGUAUGAUCACAAGUUAAAGAAAGAUAAUUAUCAAAACUCACUGUAUAAGUUAGUAAUGAUUUCUUGUCUUUUGUUUUUGUCCUUUGAUCAGAUCCCUUUUGUUACUAACUGCUUGGAUUUUGCUGGUUGUGUAGAUAAGGUGAGAUACAAAAGAAUAUUCAUGAACUCAGAUUGUGGAACUCUUUUAAUGUAUAUGCUACAGAUCAAAUUUGAUUUCAGGUUAAUUUUGAUUUAACCUAGAUUGAUUCUCAAUUUCCCUUGUCUCCUACUGCUUAAAGACAAAAGAAAUUAAGAGUCAAACUAGGUUAAAAGAACAGGGUUCGCACCACCUCAGGGUUCAGGGUUCACACACACCUUGAAAGUCCUUGAAUUUUAAAAUACAAAUUCAAGCCCUUACUUGAAAGUGCUUGAAAAUUGUAGUCGGUGCUGGAAAGUCCUUGAAUUUCAAUCCUAACUUUAUAAUUUAAAUAGAACUCCAAAGGAAAAAGAGCAAACACAGAAAUACCCUGGGGAUAAAAUUACUCAUGUUCUGAAAGAACUAAAAAAGACAUAGACUCAAGGCGCUUUUUGCACUGAAUGGUCAAUGGUGUCCUUGAAAAAUGGGAAAUGUGUCCUUGAAAGUCCUUGAAAAGUCGUUGAAUUUUUUGCUCAAAAAAGGGUUCAAACCCGAAAGAUUUUAACCUGAAAUAAGAUUAAUUUUGACCUCUGGGCUGUUGCUAAAAUUUCAAGUUGCUGGGUACAUCCAAUUAGUAGGCAGGGAAUUGAACAGCUAGGAAGUCCCUUUGGUUUUAUUUUUCUUUUGUUCCCUGUGAAAGUAGCCGGGGAUUAUACUCAUAGUUGCUAGGAGAAAUGCCCGGCCCUGGCCCUAAGUGACAGCGAGGCUGUGACCUGUAAUAUAUGAUGUAGUUAUUAUUAUUAUUUUUUUAUCUCAAGUAAUUUUUAUUAUUUCUUCUUUUGUUUCAACUUCCAUAGCAUACAUCACCAUAGCCAAUAACAAAAGAACAAACAAAUAUUACCUGAGAUAAAAUAAUAACUACAACAUAUACUGUCAUCUGAUUCUCAACUAAUACUGGCCAUAAAUUAAAAUACAGUUGCUAUGAGUGACAUAGAACAAGAUAUUAAUUAGGAGUCUUCACAGCCAAUAGUUAUCAUCACGGCUUAACUGACAGACGGCCAAUAACAUCACAACGUAAUUGACCAAUCAGAUCAAUAACCAGAGUAUAAUACCAUGAACUGACGUGAUACAACUCACUUUGACUCUGAAGAUGACUAUCGCAUAGGUUGUCAAAACAUCAGUCACUGUCAACAACAACAGUUCCGUUCAGGACUACGUUCACCCAGACAAUCAAACUCAACCUACUUUUGAAAUGACUCCUGGGUUCAAACCUUUCACAAUAGAACAAGAUGCAGGUUUAUCAAGACUGCCAUGAUAAUAAUCCUAAUGAACAACUCUCAACAGGUAUAUUUUGGAACCCAGCAUGCAUUUGUCUACCUGCUUGCUUACAGCCUGGGAACUCUGUGUGCUAAUGGAAUGUCAAGCCUGUACAGUAAACCACUUCUAGAUGAAUUAGGUACAUGCUUUGAUAACUUAUUAACCCUUUAAACCCCAGUAUCCACAUACAAAUUCUCCAAACUGAUCUCUAUACAUUUCCUUAAAGAAUAAGUAGAGAGAAUUUGAUAAUAGAUCAAGGCAUUUUCUCUUGUGUGAUUAUUUUAUUAAUUCUCAUAACUUAUCUCUUAACAGUGUAUGGAUAUUGUUUGGAGAAAUUUGAUCUUGGUAACUAUUGGGACUUAAGGGUUAAGAACAGAAACUAGAGCUUAAUGUGUGCUACUAGUAUCAAUAAUUAUGUGAGGGUCAGAAGUUGAUGUGACUCUUUACCUGUAAUAAAUGCAUGCACUUGCUGUUCAAAAAAGAAGAAAAUUUAAAAAAAAAAGAUACUGCAUGAGGUGUAGCCAAGUGGAGUAUGAAGAUUUUCAAGUUCAUCUCGCUACAGCCAAUAGGGAGCUUAAGCAAUGACGACAACGACAGCAGGAAGAACGGCAAUAAACUAACAGGUUUAGAUUGGCAAAAUAACAUUUUUGCACGUGCAUCACACUUUUUUGUACAUUUCUUUGCGUGAACCUUGUUGAUGUACUUAUCUUUGGUUCCACAUUCAUUACAAAAGACUACUAGUAAAUUGGUUAACAUCAUUGAUUUUUUUCUCUGCGUAUUUUGCAUACAGGUGGUCUGGAGGUAUUUUCUUGCUACAUUGCAGAAGAUUAUUUCAUAUCUAAAGCUAUAUUCAAUAGGUUAGUUCACUAUGCUGUUUGUCCAAACUAGUCGCCAAUGAAUAAUAGCUUAACAGACUUCUAAAGAAUUGCGAUAAUCUAGAGGCUAUUUCUAUUUACAGGGCACAUUCAUAAAAAUGGAAGAGAUUAAUAAAACAAUUUUACAAGACUUAAACUUGAUGCAAAAACAUAUUGAUGUUUUACCAACCCAACAUCACAAUAACAGAACAUAAGCAGUGAUUUUGUUACAAAUAGUUAUGGUGAAUCCUGAGACUCAUCUUGUGAAAAUCAUGAGUCCCAGUCCAGAACCAAUGAGUCCCAGUUAAAAAAUAAAGAAUCUGGGAUUGAAAAUACUUGGGCCUUUAUGUAAUCAGAUAGUUAGUCUGGAGACAGACUCCAAAAGUCUGUAUUACAGUACACUGAAAUUAAAAUAUAGUUCUUCUAUUUUAAUGCACAACAGAGGCUAAAAGAAAUAUGCAUCCUUAAACAACAGUCGUAAUAAAUGCCACAGAAAUUACGCAAACAGGCCGGAUAUGUCUACAAAUACACAAUUUCAAAUCAAUACAUUGAUCUUUUGCGUCCUAUGGGAGGCAUGCCAUGAAUUAUUUGGGGAUUUUUAUGCGUCAGGGAUGCAGGACGCAGAGCUAACAAAAUCACUGCACAAGCAGUAACAGCUUUUGGUUUCCAUGGCAACUGUAUCUUCAAAGAAGAGAGCUGUAGGGAAUCUUCAUUUAAAAAAUUUUUGAGUCGUUUAUUUUACCAAAGCGUUUUUUUUUCCAGGUAUCUUAAUUUGUAUUGUUUAAAAUAGUGAAAAUUAAGUCCCACAAAGAUGAGUGACAAUAACGUAUUUGAUCAUCACAUUAAUUCUCACAGGGGAAUGAAAGUAAUUCUUAGCUGUGAUCCAGCCAUGCAGAAUCCAAGUCAUUACUCUCUUCUAAGAUACCAACAAAGAAUGGUCAGGUAGGUUUAUACGUAGACUAGUAAAUAUUAUAUAGUUCCUGUAUUGCGUUUUCCCAGGCCUUCUCGGUCAAUUCACUUCGGUGACAUAUCCAAGGCAAACUGUCAGGAAACAGAAUGCGCAUGUGUGAGUUGCUUUUUGAAAAUGUCAUCGUUUCUGGAGCUCUUCAAGAUCUUGCACAAGAUUUUGUAUUUUCAUUACAAGAAGAGAAAUUUCCUAUCUCCAAGUAGCGGUGUAAUAUUCUACUGAUCAUAUAAAUGAAAGCUCCCUUGGUAUUUCAUUCGUGUCUUUAUAGUAAAUGUCUGUAUAACGGCUUCUAUUGCAGAUGGACCAGGUUACGUCUUACCAUGGAACCCUUUCCGGCCAUAUUUGAACCUCUAACUGAGAGUGUUGUAAUUGGUUUGCUCGCCAGCUGGGCUAUGUCCUAUUUAUGGGAGUUCAGUGCUGCUCUUAUGUUCAUUAAACACAUCUUGGUGUGGUUUGUCUUGGAUUUUAUCUUACUCAGAUGUAUUCAGGGGGUGAGUGAGUUUUCUUUGUUAGUCAUCAGUGCUCGAAAUUAACUUUUGGGUCUGGUCUUCCGCAGGACCAGUAGGAUAAAAUUUUCUGGUCCAUUAGCAAAACUACCGAUCACUUUUAUCAUUUUCAGUUUUUUUCGUUCCAAUCCACUCAGUUCAACAUACUUUGGCUCACGUUUUAAUUCACCAAAGGAAAACAGAUACGAACCUUCGAAACGAAAUUACAAAAGCCCCCAUCUUGUAUCCCACAGGGGAUUUUGUUUCAAGUAGAACCCGGACUUAUUCGGCAAGAGAAUGCCUAGCACUUUUUUGCCUGUUCGUUGUUGAAACGUUUGCCUUUGGCAAUUCUUCGUUUGUUUCAAGGCUUUUACCACUUUUUGGUACGAUACCAAAAAAAAUUUCAUGUAUUUCUCAGAGUGAUACCUCUACUCGUCCAGAGGACUAGUCGGAAAGAAACCUUUUCGUUGUGAGAUUUUUUUACUUGUUUUUAACGAGUGGACGACCGUGAAGUUAGAGCACUCAGUGUCAUGUUAAUGAAGAGCUGGAAGAGAGGUUAUUUUGAGGACGCACCUCAACCGGAAGUUUUGCUUUUUCCCUUUUGAUAUGCUUUGACUCUACCAAUUUGUUUUGCUAACGGUUUUAACUGUUAUGGAGACAGUUUGCCCAAAAAUUUGAGCAAAACUAUUGCCCAAGUUGUGAAAGUCCAUUUCCCUUUGACGUGCGCGAUGAAGAUGUUAUGAUAUUGCUAGGCAUGAUAAAUUUUUGGGCGACUUGACUAAAGAUUUCGGGCGAAAUGACUCUCGGGCGACUGGACCGCAAACCUAUCAGGGUAACGGUUCGAAAAAACUUGAAUUCCAGCUUGUCCUUUGGGCAAGUAACUCUCACAUUUUACUUUCCAAGGGCCACUUCUUGCUCGUCUUAGUUUAUGUUUUUGUUAGAGGAUGACUUUCCUGGGGCAAGUGAGCUUUAAAGAUUACUUGCGCAGCAACGAGAAAAUCUACUUGUCCCCGACUACUGGACGAAAAUUUUUCCGAGUCCUGCUCGCUACGUUCGAGUUCGCUAUCUACGUAUUCGUGUCGCUGCCUAUUGGCAAAGUCCAAAACUUACUCCCUCGGAGGGGCAAGCUUAAAAGAACGAUAAACAUAUUAAAAGAUUUUUUUUUUCUAGAGCGAUUAAGGGAAUAUUUUCAGUGGUUCACAGAAAGUAAUAUGUGGCGAAUUUGUUGUGAACUAGGACGUAGCGAAUGCGACAAGCAGCGAAACGGGUUGUCCUGCUUAUUGAAUACCCUCCAUGUCAGCUAGGGUUUUAAAAGAAGAAUGACUGCUUAUUGGUUUUCCCUUUUUAGCCCAACAACCCUUUGCCACCUAUGUGGAAGCUCUUUUUAGCAUGGCUUUUCCGGGAGUUCUCCUGGAUAGUGUUCUUUCUCCAGGCAGCGUGUGGCCGUGAAAUUGAGUGGCGAACGUCUCAUUUCGUUCUUAAGCUUGGUGGUAAAGCUGAGAGGCUGCAAGAGAAGUCCCAAGAUCUGAAUAAUCACUGCUGCUGA
Molecule: messenger RNA, 11099 nt
Organism: Porites evermanni
Lineage: Eukaryota; Metazoa; Cnidaria; Anthozoa; Scleractinia; Poritidae
Source: the annotation of a GenBank genome assembly